GAGCCCGCGCGGGGCGCCGCGGCAGAGCCAGGAGCCAGCGCAACCUGGUAGCCGCAGCCUCGUCCCCGCCGCCCGCAGCCUCCUCUCUGCCGCCGCCCCCGGGGCAUGGCCUGUCUGAUGGCCGCUUUCUCGGUCGGCACCGCCAUGAAUGCCAGCAGUUACUCUGCAGCCAUGACGGAGCCCAAGUCAGUGUGUGUCUCGGUGGAUGAGGUCGUUUCUAGCAAUGUGGAUGAUGCUGAGACGGACCUGCUGAAUGGACAUCUAAAGAAAGUUGACAAUAAUCUCAUGGAAGCCCAGCGCUUUUCCUCCUUGCCUCGGAGGGCAGCUGUGAACAUUGAAUUCAAGGACCUCUCCUACUCUGUUCCUGAAGGACCUUGGUGGAGGAAGAAAGGGUACAAGACCCUCCUGAAAGGAAUCUCUGGGAAAUUCAACAGUGGUGAGCUGGUGGCCAUCAUGGGUCCCUCCGGAGCUGGGAAGUCCACGCUCAUGAACAUUCUGGCUGGAUACAGGGAGACGGGCAUGAAAGGAGCAGUCCUCAUCAACGGCCUGCCCCGGGACCUGCGUUGCUUCCGGAAGGUGUCCUGUUACAUCAUGCAGGAUGACAUGUUGCUGCCGCACCUCACUGUGCAGGAGGCUAUGAUGGUGUCUGCACAUCUGAAGUUGCAGGAGAAGGACGAAGGCAGAAGAGAGAUGGUCAAGGAGAUCCUGACAGCACUGGGCUUGCUGUCCUGCGCCAACACACGUACAGGGAGCCUGUCGGGUGGCCAGCGGAAGCGCCUAGCCAUUGCGCUGGAACUGGUCAACAACCCACCAGUCAUGUUCUUUGAUGAGCCCACCAGUGGCCUGGACAGCGCCUCCUGCUUCCAGGUGGUAUCCCUGAUGAAAGGGCUGGCCCAGGGGGGCCGGUCCAUUGUCUGCACCAUCCACCAGCCCAGCGCCAAGCUCUUUGAGCUCUUUGACCAGCUUUACGUCCUAAGUCAAGGACAAUGUGUGUACCGAGGGAAGGUCUCCAAUCUUGUGCCAUAUUUGAGAGAUUUAGGUCUGAACUGUCCCACCUACCAUAACCCAGCAGACUUUGUCAUGGAGGUGGCAUCCGGAGAGUACGGUGAUCAGAACAGCCGCCUGGUGAGAGCAGUGCGGGAGGGCAUGUGUGAUCCUGACUACAAGAGAGACCUCGGGGGCGAUGCCGAGGUGAACCCUUUCCUUUGGCACCGGCCCUCUGAAGAGGACUCUGCUGCCACAGAGGGCUGCCACAGCUUCUCGGCAAGCUGCCUCACUCAGUUCUGCAUCCUCUUUAAAAGGACCUUCCUGAGCAUCAUGAGGGACUCGGUCCUGACACACCUGAGGAUCACCUCGCACAUCGGGAUCGGCCUCCUCAUUGGCCUGCUCUAUUUGGGGAUCGGGAACGAAGCCAAGAAGGUCUUGAGCAACUCUGGCUUCCUCUUCUUCUCCAUGCUGUUCCUCAUGUUUGCCGCCCUCAUGCCUACCGUUCUGACCUUUCCCUUGGAGAUGAGCGUCUUUCUGCGAGAACAUCUGAAUUACUGGUACAGCCUGAAGGCCUACUACCUGGCCAAGACCAUGGCCGAUGUCCCCUUUCAGGUCAUGUUCCCCAUGGCCUACUGCAGCAUCGUGUACUGGAUGACGUCACAGCCGUCCGAUGCCGUGCGCUUUGUCCUCUUCGCUGCAUUGGGCACCAUGACCUCGCUCGUGGCCCAGUCUCUGGGCCUGCUCAUCGGAGCUGCCUCCACGUCCCUGCAG
Castor canadensis (American beaver) is the source of this 1758-nucleotide messenger RNA. It is a transcript of the gene Abcg1, whose product is annotated as ATP binding cassette subfamily G member 1. Gene Ontology annotation, molecular function: ABC-type sterol transporter activity; ATP hydrolysis activity; ATP binding. Lineage: Eukaryota; Metazoa; Chordata; Mammalia; Rodentia; Castoridae. The record is from RefSeq and is a predicted model, not a curated record. Gene Ontology annotation, cellular component: plasma membrane. Gene Ontology annotation, biological process: cholesterol efflux; cholesterol homeostasis; transmembrane transport.